Messenger RNA from Aureobasidium pullulans EXF-150, 1405 nucleotides. RefSeq lists its product as uncharacterized. Lineage: Eukaryota; Fungi; Ascomycota; Dothideomycetes; Dothideales; Saccotheciaceae. Gene Ontology annotation, biological process: protein transport; Golgi organization; intra-Golgi vesicle-mediated transport. Gene Ontology annotation, cellular component: COG complex; membrane. The record is from RefSeq and is a predicted model, not a curated record. The coding region runs from base 44 to 1003 and encodes 319 amino acids. The transcript is spliced from 2 exons.
GCAAUUCACCUCGUUGUCGCCUACUCACAUUGAUACCGCAACCAUGAGCAAAUUCUACCUCCCAGACUCGACAGCAACAACAGCAACACCCUCCCCCCUCACCUCCCCUCCAUCUCCCAAAUCAAAUCCCUUGGACCGCAAACCCUACUCCUCCAACAACUACUCUACCUACUCCGACUCUGAUUCCGACGCCGACAACACCCCCCUACCAUUCCCAGCAGCUCUCCCCCGCAGCGACUUCCUAACCCCAAACUUCACACCCGAAGCCUACCUCUCCACCCUCUCCAACCGCCACCAAACCCUCGAGGACUUGCGAUCCGAUCUACGCCAACGCUCUCAAUUACUCUCCAAAGAACUGUUAGAUCUGGUAAAUGCCAAUUACGAGGAAUUUCUAUCCCUGGGUCUAAGGUUAAAAGGAGGAGAGGAGAAGAUAGAAGAAGUUCGCGUAGGCGUACUAGGAUUCAGCAGAGAAGUCGGAAACGUCAGAGAUGCAGUCGCGGAAAAAGUGCAAGAAUUCGGCACAUUACUAGAAGAGAAAAAGAGGAUUAGAAAAGACGUCAUGGUUGGCCGACGACUCUUGGAGAUUGAAGAGAGAUUGGAAGACCUAGAAGCCAGAUUGAUGGUCGAACCCUCCAACUCUUUAUCUGCAAACAACACAUCCGCCAAUGACGACGACUCGGAUUCAGACUCAGACGAGGACGAGGAUUACGAAGACGGAGACGGAGAUUCCGCGACCACUGCCACUCUCGCGCGAUUGAGGAAACACGCACAAGCCUACCUCCUCCUCACCCACCUGACCCAAAAACUCCACCAUCACCCAUUCAUCACAGCCCAGCAAUCUCGACUUUUACGCAUCAGAAAUACACUAUUACUGGACUUGAGGACGAGCUUGAAACAAGCACAAACCGCUGGAGUUGGCGGGAAACAAUUACUCGAUUUCUUGGUCAUAUAUAGAGAAUUGGGAGAGGGGGAGGAAGGUGCUGGUGCUUUGAAACAGGGUUGAGAGAGUGAGGAAGAGAGUUAGAGGUAUGAUGGAAUAUUUUCAGAGAGGGGCAGAUUUAUGCUGUGUAGUGGCAGCAAUGGCAGCAUUAAGUCAAGAUUGAUGCCCAUUUUUCACAGAAGGAAGGAAGCCUUCUUACUGUGUGGAUAGCUAGACACACUUUACCCAGCCGAUCUCUUGCCUCUGAAGCAUUUUGCUGUAUGCUUGGCAAGAGAUCCAUCCGCACGCUUUUGUCGUUUCGAUUACAUCUAUCUACUUCUUGAUAUUCGCCGUAUGUGUUGGUCUGGCUGAAGAACAGAAGUGACUGGCUAGAUGUUGUGUUUAGAGUGCAUCUCUUUUUCUACUACGAAAAGGUAUCUGGAUGUGACCAAAGAGUCGUGGUCCGCAUCAUGAAAAUAGUGAGAG